AAAGAAAAACCUCUCUUUUAUUGAAAGAAAGAAAAGGGGCUGAAGAUGAGUUACCUCUUACCGACAUUGACGAGGAAGAAAGAAGUAGACACGAUCAUCCGAGACACCAUCGACAAGGUCCUCGUCCUCCGAUUCGGCCGUGCCGACGACGCCGUCUGUCUUCAGUUAGACGACAUCCUUGCCAAGACAGCGCGCGAGGUUUCCAAAUUCGCCACGGUAGCUUUAGUUGACGUUGAUUCCGAUGAUGUUCAGGUUUACGUCAAGUAUUUCGAUAUCACCUUGAUUCCUUCGACUAUUUUCUUCUUCAAUGCUCAUCAUAUGAAGAUGGAUUCUGGGACCGCGGAUCACACAAAAUGGGUGGGAGCAUUUCAUGAAAAGCAAGACUUCAUAGAUGUUGUAGAGGCAAUAUUUAGGGGAGCCAUGAAAGGCAAGUUGAUUGUUAAUUGCCCUCUACCCCCAGAACGAAUACCAAAGUAUCAAUUGCUAUACAAGGAUGUAUGACUUUUGGGGGUCUUCACCUGGAUCAUUUGAAACUUUGGAGUGUAUUUUCGGCUCGGCUGAUGAAUGAUUUCAGUUCAAAUGAGGGAAUGAAACAUUGUGCUCCAUCCAGAGAGAAAGGUAUCAAAUAUCAAUUGAAAGAAAGUCUUAAGGUCAUAGGCAGUCAGGUUUUGAUCAAUGUACAAAAACCAUUAGGUGUCUGAACAUUUUUCUAUAUGAAUGAUUGAAAAGGUAGUUGAAGUUAUAUUAAAAAUAUGUGAUUGACUUAUGAUGUAUGACGAAUUGAAGAUUUUGUAAAGCUCCAUCUUAUACUGAGAAUUUUGGUUUAUAUUCAGCAUAUUCAGUAUGUCAUUCAUAUCUGGAAA
This is a messenger RNA of Gossypium raimondii (Peruvian cotton), 863 nucleotides long. RefSeq lists its product as uncharacterized. The record is from RefSeq and is a predicted model, not a curated record. Gene Ontology annotation, biological process: mRNA splicing, via spliceosome. The coding region runs from base 46 to 501 and encodes 151 amino acids. Gene Ontology annotation, cellular component: spliceosomal complex; U4/U6 x U5 tri-snRNP complex; U5 snRNP. The transcript has 3 exons. Lineage: Eukaryota; Viridiplantae; Streptophyta; Magnoliopsida; Malvales; Malvaceae.